AGUUCUUUUUCAGGUGCCUCCACGCCACGGACAGGUCUACCCCAUGCCCUGCAACUUGCCCGGCAGCUGGGAGCUGCCUAUGGAGCCCUUUGCAGACGUCGUGGAGCUCACGGAGGACCAGGGGAACCCGACGCCCACCACCACGUGCCUCCAUAUUGAUACAUCUCCGCCCACCCGCAGUGCCACCACUUUGGAACCUGGCGCAGUGAUGACCAGCUCAGAUGUGCCGGAUGACGUCACGGACAUUCAGGGGCUGCUUUCUUGGGCCAACGAUGUGGCCAGUGCUGCUGAGGUCUCCCACGAGAACCCCAGCAGCCCAGGCUCCCCUCCCUUCAUCGCUGAGCUCCCUGACAACCCCAGGGAAAGCAAAGAGCUCAGCACGGAGCCACAGGCUGCCACUGGGAUCCCCACCGACCCCUUCUGGGGACUUCCACCAUCCCCUGGGCUCCUGCCUGAGAUGCAGCGUGGGUUGUCGCUGCUGCCCCCCCGUCGUGCCACCAGCAAGUCGCCACCCAUUGAGGAGGUGCAGCAAAGGCAGCCCCCGGUGGUUCAGAUCCGCUCGCCACUGUCACCGGGCUCUGUCCCCUGCCGGGUGGCGGACAAGAAGCACAGGGACAGCACCAAGCAGGCCAAGCGCCCUGCGCCUGCCGGCAUCCCCAAGAAACAGGACACCUCCAGGCAAGAGCAGUCCAUCAGCAGUGCCCCAGCCAAGAAGGGGAAGCUGCCGCCACGCAAGGAGAGAAAAGGCCGCAACACCCACACCAAGUGA
Molecule: messenger RNA, 769 nt
Organism: Gallus gallus (chicken)
Lineage: Eukaryota; Metazoa; Chordata; Aves; Galliformes; Phasianidae
Product: serine/arginine repetitive matrix protein 1-like
Exons: 4
Coding region: 44-769 (241 amino acids)
Source: RefSeq, a predicted model, not a curated record